Messenger RNA from Phymastichus coffea, 4447 nucleotides. RefSeq names its product solute carrier family 41 member 1-like. Gene Ontology annotation, biological process: monoatomic cation transport. The record is from RefSeq and is a predicted model, not a curated record. The transcript has 6 exons. NCBI's taxonomy places the organism in Eukaryota, Metazoa, Arthropoda, Insecta, Hymenoptera, Eulophidae. The coding region runs from base 149 to 1891 and encodes 580 amino acids. Gene Ontology annotation, molecular function: monoatomic cation transmembrane transporter activity. Gene Ontology annotation, cellular component: plasma membrane.
GGCGGCCAGCUCAGUCGCCAUGUAAGCGCGUCGCUCGGGCGGAUCGUCGGGCCAGCUCACGGCCCCGUGCGCCCGCCAGCCCACCUCGACUGGCAGCUUACGAUGAGCUGCGCUCCGCCGUCGACCGUCGCCACCGUCCGCUCUCGCAAUGCUCUCGACGCGAGUCCAGCUGUGCCAAGGCGGCGACAGGCGGAAUUCGGUUGAUGUUGUCAUUGCCAUGCCGGCCGAUGCUGCCGCCGCUGCAGCCUGCAGUGAGCAAUGUAAGGAGGCCCUGCUGCACGAGCAGCAGCAUCAGCAGUCGAUCGGCAUGGCGAUGUCGUCACAGCACCCGCAGAUCGCGUGGAUGACGCCGACGGGCGGCAGGUCGCGAACCUGCAGCGAGUCGAACGUCGCCGCGCAGAUAGCCAUGGCGAACGCCGCCCUCCUGGCCGGCUGCCCGAGCUGCUCGGGCAGCGCCGCGGCCCUGCACCACGCGCCCCAGCAGCUCAAGGGCAGCCACGAUCUCGCCAUCGAGGACUCGGCCAGCCUGCUGGAGGAGGGCGGCGUCGCCCGGCUGCCCGACCUCGUCGCCGAGAGCAAAAAGAUCUACGACGAGGCGCAGCAACCGCACGAGUCCUACCUGGCUGUCACGCUGCAGGUCUCCAUUCCGUUCCUCAUCGCCGGCCUCGGCAUGGUCGGCGCCGGCCUCGUCCUCGACUUGGUGCAGUACUGGGUCGUGUUCGAGAAGGUGAACGAACUGAUGAUACUGGUACCGGCUCUCCUAGGUUUAAAGGGUAAUUUAGAAAUGACGCUGGCCUCAAGACUGUCCACGCAGGCGAAUCUCGGUCACAUGGACACGCCCAAGCAGCAGUGGUACAUGAUAGUCGGAAACUUAGUUUUAAUACAAUGCCAAGCGAUCGUGGUGGGCUUCCUGGGCUCCGUCGUUGCGAUGGUGAUGGGGGCGAUACGCAACGAGGCCGUCUCGCUGGACCACGCGUACCUGCUGUGCGCGAGCAGCCUGGUCACGGCCUCGCUCGCGUCCUUCGUGCUGGGCCUCAUCACCGCGGGCGUCAUAGUGUUCUCGCGGCACUGUCACAUCAACCCGGACAACGUGGCGACCCCCAUAGCCGCCAGCCUCGGCGACAUCACCUCGCUCGCGUUGCUCGCCUGGAUCUCGACGAUCCUCUACGAGUCCAUCGACAAGCAGGACUGGCUGGCGCCCUUGAUCAUCGCCUCCUACGUGCUCGUCACUCCGCUCUGGGUCUGGAUCGCCAAGAAGAACAAAUACACCAACGACGUGCUCUACACCGGCUGGACUCCGGUCAUCGUGGCCAUGCUCAUAAGCAGCUGCGGCGGAAUGAUCCUGGAGUUCAUGGUGUCGCGCUUCGAGAACCUGACAGUCUUCCAGCCGGUGAUCAACGGCGUGGGCGGCAACCUCGUGGCCGUGCAGGCGAGCAGAAUCUCGACGGCGCUGCACAAGCAAGCCGACCUCGGCACACUCCUCAUACCGCCGGGUCACACCCACCCCGUCAUCUUCAUCACUCCCAUCGCCAACUUCUUUGGCAAAGGUACGCACGCGCGCACCACGCGGGUGCUGAUGGCCAUGGUCAUCCCCGGCCACGUGAUAUUCAUCUACCUGAUCAACUACAUGAAGGAGGGCGAGACGUCGAUGAGCGCGCUCUUCGUCUUCGUCUACCUGUGCGCGGCGAUGCUGCAGGUGGCGGCGUUGCUCUACAUCGCCUACAUCAUGAUCCACUGGAUGUGGAAGCGCAAGAUCGAUCCGGACAACUCGGCCAUACCCUACCUCACGGCCAUGGGCGACCUGCUCGGCAUCAGUCUUCUCGCCAUCGCGUUCCAGUUCCUCUACCUCGUUGGCGAUCAGGAGUUUGACGAUCAACCGAUCAAGCCUUAGCCUGUGUAGACGCGCUCCCUUCGCUCCUGUACAUAAUCUCGCGGCGUAGAUCAGCGAUCCUAUAUUCAUGCCUACUCUUCGCCUCUUCGAGCAAUUCGUUCUUUCGCCCGUUGCGCAUGCUGUGCAGGGCUGGCCCGCGCCCGACGCGCCCUCGCCUCGCACGCUUCUUUUCCUUUAGCCGCGUCCGAUGCCGAACUAUUUUUAUACGUACGUCGUUUUUCGCGCUGCGCCAGUCCGUAACAAUGUAUUCGAGGAGAGAAAGUGUUUCCGAAUCCUUUUCGUUCGUUGCCAUCGUCUAAAGCUCACUGGAAUUGAAAGCUCCAAUACUUAAUUAAUGCUAAUCGCGUAAUAACGUUUUUCUCGAUAAUUUUUUAUAGACCAAGCCCAGGCCUGAGAAUAAUCACUCUGAAGAAGCGCUUUUUGCCCGCUUUACAUCAGUCAAUUUUCUCUUUAGGAUCACAUGCGUAUUAUAUACAGAGCAACAAUGUUGUGGCCUGAGAGAUUAAUAAUUUAGCGUGACAUCUAAUGGUAAUCGAAUAGAACAAAACAAAAUAUUAUUGUGAAAAAAGUAUAGUUAGACGUGAUUAAUUGUUAUUUUAAGACAAGUGAGAAACGGUACAAAUACAACUAAUCAUUCUCGUUAUGUUUUGUAAUUAACUCGAACCUUAUCAAAGAUUUGCCCUUGUCAACAGCUUCAGAUGAUUUGUCUGUAUUAUAAUUACGUUUCUGGCAAGAAAAGAGUAAAUUAGUUUAAUGUCAAUUGAUGUUGACCACGUGAAAAAUUUCAUUGUGAAAGUAGUUAUGUAGUCAUUCAAUUAGUUAUAUCUAGUACAUAGUUUUUAGUUGGAUGUACAGUAACAUAGAUAUGAACUUAGUUAUUAAAAAUAAUUAAAUUGUGACGCUCGUCUUAGUUAUAUCUAUAUUUCAAUUUUCAUUUCGGUUUUACGAGCUCAACCCUAAAAUAAUAAUUAUUACUCAUUUUGCUUGCUAUGGUUCUCGAAAUUCAUUUCUUUUUUUGUAGAAAUAGGUAUGGACCUCUUAUAUACUUAGUUACGCAACAUCUAGCGGCUAAGCGUCUAAGGAAUGCUGUUGGAUUCUUAUUGAGGAGUCCAAUCCAACAGCACGGGACGAAACGUCUUUAAUUUUUGAAAAUAUCAUUUAGAAUCUCACGAACCGCAGCGAGCAAAAUAAGUGACAAUUAUUAUUUUUAGGUUGAGUUCGUAAAACCGAAUUGAAAAUUGAAAUAUAGAAGUUAGUUAUUGUUUUAGAUUAUGAGAUUCGAGCAACUGAUCUUGCAUGUAAAUAUACAGAUUAUCUUAAACAAAGUCGUAUUAAAUCUUAAAAAAAAAAACAAGAAACAAAGUUGUAGUUCGAUCCACGUGUGGAGAAAAAGAAAAAGAAAGAACGUAUAUUAUCUUUAUAUCUAAGUAAAAAAAUGUGUUGAGGAUUAUUAACUAAAAAAUAUUUUUUAUGUUAUUCCCGUGUCAGAAAAGCACAAUUUUUUACUUGGGUGGUAAAGAGGUCUUCUCAAUGUGAUUUUGCAAGACCAUUAUUUAUUUACGAAAAAGCAAAUUGUCGAUGUACUACUGGGAAAAAGCGCGAAAGUGAAUGUGUGGCUGGUUAUCAGUCCAACCUGUUGUUAACGAGCAUAUAUAUAACAAAUCGUAUAGAAACCAGAAUUCUGCAUUGCUACGAGAAGCUUAUCAACGUCACAUCACGAUUCUCGUUUUCUCUCCUAUUUGUACGAUUAAUUGUUAAUAUUUUGUAUGUUUGUAUAUGAAGUGUUAUUCGAUAUUUAGCAUUAGCCACCAAAGUUUGUUAUUUUGCUCUUUAUUAUUACUAUUAUUCUGGUUCAUUUGUUAACCAUUCGUGAUUGUUGAAGAAUGAAAUUAUAAAGAAACCGGAAAGAUCCUUGAGAGUGAUCCCGAAAAGCUUCACAUUUCGUAACAACGAUUCGUUGGUGCGGUUUCCAACCUCCUCAGAUCAAUGAAUCAAACUACAUUACUUUUUAACGUUACAUGAUAGAUCACUAUUUGUCACAUUCAAAAAUUAUGUCAUUAUAUCAUGCAUAGCAAUCACACGAACAUUUAUAUAUUGAAAUCAAAUAGCUUUGCAUUGAAAGUUGUACUUACAACUUAAGAACAACUUUUAAUGCAAAGUUGUGAAUAGUAAAGCUUUUUUAUUUUCAUUAAUUUUUUUUUAGAUCACUCUCAAGAAUCUUUGCUGUUUAUUUAUAAUUUUAUACUUACGAUGGAGAGUAUUAAAACCAAUUGUUGAAAAAUGAUAUUACGAAUUAGCCAAAUUGAAGUUACAAGUUUGUUCAAAUAACUUUUUGUUACAAAGCGUGUAUGUUUGAACUUAUCCCAGACAAUAACUGACGUAUCGUAAUCCUUAUAAAAAAAAUAAAGUUUAAUUAAUGAAUUGUUGAGAGAUUUCACAUAUUUUGUAAUGACUGGACUGAAAUGGUUAUGUGUCGAAUCUCGUGUAUAUUUUUACAGAUAAUAAUAAAAAUCACAAAAUACGUUUCUUCAGACAUCACGUACUAUCAACUUGAUG